AUGCAUGACAUUAUCAACGUCAUCGUCGUUGGGGCAGGCUUUGGUGGGCUUUCAACGGCCAUCUCGCUCAGAAGAGUCGGUUGCAAUGUAAGUGUUUACGAGCUGUCGAAAGAUCUGUCGAGACAAGGCGAUGUCAUCAUGCUGGGGUCGAACGCGUCCCGCGUCAUCAGCCAAUGGCCAGGAAUGCUCGAGAAAAUCCGAGGAGUCUCUUCCCUUCCCACGCGGUUGAGGAUCUGCGACAAGAGCGGCAGGCUCUUGGUGGAACAACCUCUGCCAUCCGAGUUUGACGGAUUUCCUAACAGCUACGCCAACCGGACCAAGGUUCAGAACUACAUGUACGAAUAUGCUAAGGAGAUUGGAGUGCAGUUCACCUUCAACGCCCGGAUCGUCGAGUAUUUCGAGGACGAGGACCACGCAGGCAUUGUUUUCAACGGGGAACGGGUCAUUGCGGACGUUGUGGUAGCGGCCGAUAGCGUCCAUAGCCGGGCGAGGGCGCACGUGACAAAGAAGCCGGGCAGAGCCCAGAAGAGCGGCUUCGCAGUAUACCGCUCUUGGUUCAAUCUGGACUCUCUCAAGGAUAAUCCAUUGACGAGACCUAUUGCAGAGGCCGAUGAGGAUGAUUACCGUGUAUGGAUUGGCGAGAAUACUCACGCAAUCCUGACUACCAACAGAAAUCUCCGUGCCGUGACGGUCUUCUGUACGCACAAGGAUGCGGCCGACAUCGAAGAGUCCUGGAAUGCGCCUGGUAAAGUGGAAGAUAUGCUCAAGGUCGUGGACGGCUGGGAUCCUCUUCUUCAGCAACUGGUAAAGUCAAUCCCUGAAGAAGUCCUCAUAGACUAUAAGCUACUUUGGCGGGAUCCAGUCCGCCAAUGGGUUUCAGAUGGAGGUCGGAUUGUUCUUGUGGGUGAUGCGGCCCAUCCUCAUCUACCUACAUCCGGGACUGGCGGUGCUCAGGCUAUCGAGGACGGCGCCACCCUCGGAGUUUUGAUCAAGAAGGCCGGGAAGAAGGACAUUCGAAGAGCUUUGAAAAUCUUUGAGAAGUUGCGCUUCGAGCGCACAUCCCUCACGCAAAGAGCAGGGUGGGAGCUACGACAUCGCUGGCAUCAGACAGACUGGGAUGCGGUCGCGAAAGACCCCUCAUUUUUGAAUCAGCCACAGCCCAGGUGGCUCUAUGGCCACGACGCGGCAGAUUAUGCUGAGGCCAACUACGAUGCUGUAUCUAGUCAUUUGGAAAAGGGAACUCCCUUUACCGCCAGGAACGUACCCGACGGCUAUGUUCACGAAGAUUGGACAAUUAGUCAGAUGAUGGCUAAAGAGGGUGUCAAGGCCGAACCCGACUUUUACAAAGUCGAAGCAUGA
Molecule: messenger RNA, 1359 nt
Organism: Fonsecaea pedrosoi CBS 271.37
Lineage: Eukaryota; Fungi; Ascomycota; Eurotiomycetes; Chaetothyriales; Herpotrichiellaceae
Exons: 4
Coding region: 1-1359 (452 amino acids)
Biological process (GO): secondary metabolite biosynthetic process
Molecular function (GO): FAD binding; monooxygenase activity
Source: RefSeq, a predicted model, not a curated record